AUUUUUCUGAAACUUAACUUCCUGGUAAAAAGUCGCCAAUGUACUGAGUCAAAAAAAAAAAAAAACAACAACAACGGGAAAAUUAAUAACGACGUUGACGUUUUCACCGGCUUUGGCCGCCGAAAGACUGAUUUCAGGCUCACGGUUGUCGAUUUCCAUGGCAACGGUAUCAUUACUGCGUGUGGCGGUGAUCGGCGCGGGAGCAGCCGGACUUUGCGCCGCCCGACACGUGCUCUCCAGACCGGAGCGGUUCGCCCCUCCGGUCGUCUUCGAGCUGGCCGCCAAUGUGGGUGGAACUUGGUGCUACCAGGAGCGGGUCGGACCAGAUGUGCGAUGCAGCAUGUACAAGAACCUCAAGACCAACCUCCCCAAAGAGGUGAUGAUGUUCCCGGACUUUCCCUUCGAUCAGCAGCUCAGCAGCUUCCUGACGCACCAGGAGGUGCAGCACUACCUUGAGGACUACUGUCGCCACUACAGAAUCGGCCCCCACAUCAGGUUCCAUAGCACAGUGGAGGAGGUGAGGCCCGUUGUCGUGACAACAGACGACGACAAGACGACGUCAACCACCUGGGAGGUGACAGUGCGCGACGGCUCAGGAUGCCGGACCACCGACACCUUCGACGCGGUCUUCGUGUGUUCCGGGCAUUACUCGGAGCCCAACAUCCCCGCGUUACCCGGCAUUGAGAACUUCAAAGGACAGGUUCUCCACAGUCACGCAUAUCGGAGCGCGGAACCCUUCUCGUCUCGCUCCGUGGUGGUCCUGGGAGCCAAAGCGUCCGGAAUAGACAUCUCCUUGGAAUUGGUCAAAGUGGGUGCGCAGGUGACGUUGUGUUACCGCGGUCACCCUUUGAGCGCCUGCCUUCCGCCCGAGAUCCGCCAGUCGAGUCCGCCUGUGGCGGUCGAGGACGACGGCCGAAUUCGCUUCCGGGACGGUUCGGUCCAUUCCGCCGACGUGCUGCUGUUCUGCACGGGGUACAAGUUCAGCUUCCCGUUCCUGGACGGCGAUCAGCUGGGCAUGGAGAUGGACGACCAGCUGGUGGCGCCGCUCUACCGCUUCAUGAUGCCGCCCACGUUCCCCUCGCUGUUUUUCGUUGGACUCUGCAAGCUUAUCUGCCCCUUCCCCAACUUCCAUUGCCAGGUCCUGUUCGCCCUGGCGGUGCUGUCCGGCUCGGUGUCGCUGCCGUCCCAAUCUCAGAUGGCAGCGGAAGUGCGGCUUGCGCGGCAGAAGAAGGAGGACGGCGGCGUGGCGCGGCGCCACCUGCUGGUGUUGGGCGGCGACCAGUGGGAUUACCUCGCCCUGCUGGCCAGCGAUGGCGGCUUCUCGCCGCCGCCUCCGGUGGUGCGCAGCCUGUACGAGGAUGUGUGGCGGCAGCGGCGGCUUCACCCCGACGACUACCGGAAGCGCAACUACCGGCUGCUUAGCGACACUCAGUGGCAGCUGCUGGACGGUGCGAGUUCACCGACGUGACGCCAAGUUGACUCAGUUCAGUGUUGUCAUGCGCAACUUGUUGUUGCGACGAUUGACUUGUUCUAAGGUAAUUGCACAUUUAUUUCCUUAUAUUCACUUUAAUUAUGUCAUAUUAUGGUUUUUAUGCAAUUUAGUGCUAUUUGUCUUAAUCAAUUUGGUUUGGUAGUGGUACCUCGAUUUACGAAAUUAAUCUGUUCCGGAAGAAGUUUGAUGAUGUGAAUAUUUCGAAAGUAGAAGCUGCAAAGCGUCGGCCUCACAGUUCUGAGGACCCGGGUUUGAUCCCGGCCCCACCCGUGUGGAGUUUGCAUGUUCUCCCCGUGUCUGCGUGGGUUUUCCCCGGGUGCUCCGGUUUCCUCCCACAUCCCAAAAACAUGCAAUAUUAAUUGGAGACUCUAAAUUACCACUAGGUGUGAUUGCGAGUGCGGCUGUUUGUCUCUCUGUGCCCUGCGAUUGGCUGGCAACCACUUCAGGGCGUACCAUGCCUCCUGCCCGUUGACAGCCGGGAUAGGCUCCAUCUGUCCCGUAACCCUUGUGAGGAUAAGCGGGUAAGAAAAUGGAUAGAUGGAUAAAAAAAAAUACUCAAGUAAAAUCAAGAUGCGUGAAAAAAACUUCUCAAGUCAACAAGUAUUUCUACUUGUUAACUUUGUACCACUGAUAUUCUUCUAUUAUAAACAACUAUCCAGCCAUUUUAUUAGCCGCUUAUCCUCACAAGGGUCACGGGAAUGCUGGACUCUACCCCAGGUGGGCAGGUGACAGCAUACACCCUGAACUGGUUGCCAGCCAAUCACAGGGCACAUCGAGACGGACAACAGGCGCACUCACAAUCACACCUACGGGCAAUUUAGAGUCUCCAAUUAAUGUUUUUGGAAGGUGGGAGGAAACCGGAGUUCCCGGCGAAAACCCACACUGGUGAGGCUGGGAUUUGAACCCCGGUCCUCAGAACUGUGAGGCCAACGUGCCGCCUAUAAAUAACUAAUGGACAUGAUUGUGUGUUUUGUAAUUGCUCGAGGAAAAGUUGUCACUGUCAAUGAACCGUUUGCAUUUCCCACAUUGUCCACAAGGUGGAGGUGUGCACCAAAGAGUAUUCUGCAUGCGUCUCAACCAUAAAAUAUGAUCCCAAAACA
Molecule: messenger RNA, 2592 nt
Organism: Syngnathoides biaculeatus (alligator pipefish)
Lineage: Eukaryota; Metazoa; Chordata; Actinopteri; Syngnathiformes; Syngnathidae
Exons: 9
Coding region: 158-1468 (436 amino acids)
Molecular function (GO): N,N-dimethylaniline monooxygenase activity; NADP binding; flavin adenine dinucleotide binding
Source: RefSeq, a predicted model, not a curated record